Messenger RNA from Monosiga brevicollis MX1, 705 nucleotides. RefSeq lists its product as uncharacterized. Gene Ontology annotation, biological process: nuclear-transcribed mRNA catabolic process. Gene Ontology annotation, molecular function: RNA binding; 5'-3' RNA exonuclease activity. The record is from RefSeq and is a predicted model, not a curated record. Gene Ontology annotation, cellular component: nucleus. The transcript has 3 exons. Lineage: Eukaryota; Choanoflagellata; Craspedida; Salpingoecidae. The annotation marks the transcript as partial.
AUGGGAGUGCCCCAAUUUUUUGCCUGGCUGGCACAGCGGUAUCCAAGUAUCGUGACCGUCCUGCGAGAAACCCGGCCCAACCCGCUGGGGCUGGAGUUUGACAACCUCUACCUGGAUAUGAACGGCAUCAUCCACCCUUGCUGCCACCCAGAAGACCGCCCCAGCCCAAAAUCUGAGGCUGAGAUGAUGCUGGCCAUCUUCACCUACAUUGAUCGCCUCUUCCGCGUUAUUCGCCCGCGCCGCCUCGUCUUCAUGGCGGUCGAUGGCGUUGCUCCCCGCGCCAAAAUGAACCAGCAGCGCGCCCGCCGCUUUCGCGCCGCACAGGAAGGCCGAGAAGCUCGUCAGGAUCUGCAAGCCAGCGGCGAUAAUUUGAGUGCUUUUCGCCAACGCCGCAAGGAGCGAAUGCCCUUUGAUUCCAAUUGCAUCACCCCUGGCACCGAAUUCAUGAGCCGCUUGAGCGCAGCUCUUCAACACUACGUGGUCCUUCGCCUCUCCGAAGACCCCGGUUGGGCAAACCUGCAGGUCAUCUUCUCCGACGCCAGUGUGCCCGGUGAGGGUGAACACAAGAUUCUCGACUUUAUUCGUAAUGCCCGCAAUGGCCCCAACUACGACCCUAACCAACGUCACGUUCUUUACGGUGCGGAUGCGGACCUCAUUCUCCUCGGACUUGCCACCCACGAACCGGCCAUUUACGUCCUGCGCGAA